CAAGGAGAGCUCAACUCCUUCCUCUGGACCAUCCGCCGCGACCCCCCCGCCUAUCUCUUCGGCACCAUCCACGUGCCCUACACGCGAGUGUGGGACUUCAUCCCUGACAACUCCAAGGCCGCCUUCCACGCCAGCUCCAGCGUCUACUUUGAGCUGGACCUCACUGACCCCUACACCAUCUCGGGGCUGGCCAGCUGCCCGAUGCUGCCCCCCGGGGGGUACAUCAAGCUGAUCCUGCCCCACUGGAUGACCCCGGACCAGCGGGGCAAAGGGCUCUACGCCGACUACCUCUUCAACGCCAUCGCCGGCAACUGGGAGCGCAAGAGACCUGUCUGGGUGAUGCUCAUGGUGAACUCCUUGACAGAGACGGACAUCCGUUCCAGAGGAGUGCCGGUGCUCGAUCUCUACCUUGCCCAGGAGGCCGAGAGGAUGAAGAAGAGGACGGGCGCGGUGGAGAGGGUGGAGGAGCAGUGUCACCCGCUGAACGGGCUCAACUUCUCCCAG
Messenger RNA from Tauraco erythrolophus (red-crested turaco), 504 nucleotides. The record is from RefSeq and is a predicted model, not a curated record. Lineage: Eukaryota; Metazoa; Chordata; Aves; Musophagiformes; Musophagidae.